AAAAAGCUAAAUAUGAUGUUGUAACAAAUACAUAAGAUACAUUUUCAAUUCAAGGAACCAAUUUACGCCUGGAGGUAAAUUGUUUUGGAACAUGUUUGUUGCUGACGCGGCAUCAUACAUCAGUGGGAGAGACUUGGAAUUAUGACGUGCUCUGUGACGUUUUUUUUUGCUACCAGGAAACGAAUGUAAACAUACCAAUCGGAAUCGAAACGCAAAUGCAUUCGCAUAAUUCUACAAAAGAUCUUCGAUGCUGGGUGCUAAAUACGAUUUUGCAGCACGGGGCGAAAUGUGGUUAGCUGGAAUAUAUGAUUGCCAAUUCUAGAAGAGGUUAUUAAACGCAGUAGCUAGGACUGGGGCAGGCUAAUCGCUCGAUAAACCGACACACAUCCACUUCGGGGUGCAGAGAAUUUGCAACAAGCUGAUGACAUGUCGGCAGACAGUUCUUCUGCCAACCAGGAAGAACCUAAUGCUGUUGUUGGAAACAUAUUGGUGCAGUUCACAUAGGUCCAGGCAUGUUUGCCAUAAGGGCACCUGAGGAGGAGUCCUCAGAGAUGGUGGAGGAGAUGGACACGUCAGAGGCUGUCUGGUGCUGGUAUUACCUAGCUGAAUGUGGAGUGUGGCACAUGUUUGAGAUUGAUCCAAGUGCUGCAUGCUCUGUGACCAGUGAGCAGAUAGAACAGAAUUACAGCAGGAAUCAACACGGUGUCAUGGAGUUUUACACCGCCAAGUACACCUACAGACUGGACUUCUCAGUCAUGAAGCAGAUCAAUGUCACAACCGGGAAACAACGGCCAAUCAAACGGGCGUUCCACUCUGCCACUGGCUUUAGGUUCAUUUGUGAUAAUCUGGCCCUGCCGGUGCCCUGCCACUGGGAGAGAAUAAAUACAGACGAGCCUUAUCAGCUUGUCUCAUUGGCCAGAGAUACUUAUGAAUUCAAGGAAGUGGUCAGACUCUAUGAAAGGACCAUGUGUCACCCUAUCAAAUCUAUUCAGAGGAUACAGAACCUGGAUCUGUGGGAGUUCUUUUGCAGGAAAAAACAACAAUUGCGGAAGAUAAAGCGAGUUGUGGACAUUGAGGAGAAAAUGUUAUUUCAUGGCACAGGCCACAGCAACGUGCAGGCUAUAUGCACAUAUAACUUUGACUGGCGGCUAACUGGGAGCCACGGGGACGUCUAUGGCAGAGGGAGUUAUUUCGCCCGAGACGCCAAGUAUUCUAGCAAAUUCUGCCUUACGACGGGGAAACAUAACUUUGCCUUGCAGAAGCACGGACUAGCCCCGCCGAUAUUUUCAAGCGAGCCUCCAUAUAAGACCAUGUUCCUGGCCAGAGUGCUGGUCGGCGAGUCCACGUUAGGCAAUCCGCUGUUCUGCCGACCGCCAUCCAAGGACAUGAGCUACAGCAACUUCUUCGACAGCUGUGUGGACGACCUCGCCAACCCAAAGAUCUACGUCAUCUUCGACUGCAACCAGAUUUACCCAGAGUAUCUCAUUGAGUUCUACUGACGCCUAUGGGGUGAUCAGGGACGUUAUCACACAAUGUACAUGGGGCAGAUUUUUUUUUACCAGGACGGGAUUGAGAUUCAGAAACAUCAGGGGAGAGGUCGAGAGAGGAGGGACUCAAUGGACGGCCAUGUUGACUUCCCGCUGUUUGAUUCAAGGCCUGACUGGGACUUGGAUCAUAAGAAGUGCCUUAAUGGAUUACUAUGGCAGAACAGGGAAGACCAUACAAGAAGACUAUGUUUCUAUAAAAGCUGUAGAGUUCGUAAAGAGUGGUUUGUCUAUUUACUGUGUUUAGAGACUUGUGGGUCGGUCAGGGCGAGAGGUGGCGUAUUUGAAAAAACUGAAAAGUAACUGCACACUGUUGGAGUGUUCCCGAAAUGGAUUAGCAAUGUUUCAACCUGCCACAGAGGAUCUUUGGCAGGAUCACCCUGUGUUGUCGAAACGUUGUGAAUAUGUUUCGGGAGCGUUCUAACAGUGUGCAGGUAUUCCUUUUUUUCUUUUCCUUUGACUGUUUGGGUCCAACAUGACCAUAGUCAAGCAAAGCUAAAAAGUGCAACACACUUCUAAUGAGGAUGUAGACUGAAUAACUACUUUGGUGACCAGGAUGCAAUAACUCACUAUUACAAGUGAAGUCGCCAACAUAAAGUAAACAAAUAUUUGACUUGCCCUACUCCUGUAUACAAGGACCUGAUAUCAUAGAUAGACAUUGAAUAAGUAGGUGUAUCCAAACUUUUGACUGGUACUGUGUAUAAGGGAUAUAUUCAUUGUAACUGUACAGUAAUCUGCUCUUGUAAUAUUUUCUACAUUGUAGAAUAAUAGUGAAGACAUCAAAACUAUGAAAUAACACAUAUGGAAUCAUGUAGUAACAAAAAAAAGUGUUAGAAGAAUCUAAAAUAUAUUUAGAUUUGUUUAAGUAGCCACCCUUUGCCUUGAUGACAGCUUUGCACUCUCUUGGCAUUCUCUCAACCAGCUUCAUGAGGAAUCAUUUUCCAACAGUCUUGAAGGAGUUCCCACAUAUGCUGAGCACUUGUUGGCUGAUUUUCCUUUACUCUGCGGUCCAACUCAUCCCAAACCAUCUCAAUUGGGCUGAGGUCGGGGGAUUGUGGAGGCCAGGUUAUCUGCUUCAGGACUCUAUCACUCUCCUUCUUGGUCAAAUCGCCCUUAUACAGUCAUUGUCCUGUUAAAAAACAAAUGAUCGUCCCACUAAGCGCAAACCAGAUGGGAUGGCGUAUCGCUGCAGAAUGCUGUGGUAGCCAUGCUGGUUAAGUGUGCCUUGAAUUCUAAAUAAAUCACAGACAGUGUCACCAGCAAAGCACCCCCACACCAUCACACCUCCUCCUCCAUGCUUCACGGUGGGAACCACACAUGCGGAGAUCAUCCGUUCACCUACUCUGCGUCUCACAAAGACACAGCGGUUGUAACAAAAAAUCUCAAAUGUGGACUCAUCAGACCAAAGGACAGAUUUCCACCGGUCUAAUGUCCAUUGUGUGUGUUUCUUGGCCCAAGCAAGUCUCUUCUUCUUAUUGGUGUCCUUUAGUAGUGUUUUUUUGUUGCUGAAAUUCAACCAUGAAGAUCUGAGUCUCUGAAAAGUUGAUGUUGAGAUGUGUCUGUUACUUGAACUCUGAGGCAUUUAUUUGGGCUGCAAUUUCUGAGGCUGGUAACUCUAAUGAACUUAUCUUCUGCAGCAGAGGUAACUCUGGGUCUUCCAUUCCUGUGGCGGUCCUCAUGAGAGCCAGUUUCUUCAUAGCGCUUGAUAGUUUUUGAGACUGCACUUGAAGAAACUUUCAAAGUUCUUCAUGUCUUAAAGUAAUGAUGGACUAUCGUUUCUCUUUGCUUAUUUGAGCUGUUUAUUCCAUAAUAUGGACUUGUCACAACACAACUGUCUCAUGCGUUAAGAAGGAAUGAAAUUCCACAAAUUAACUUUUAACAAGGCACACCUGUUCAUUGAAAUGCAUUCCAGGUGACAACCUCAUGAAACUGGUUGAGAUUGCCAAGAGUGUGCAAAGCUGUCAUCAAGGCAAAGGGUGGCUACUUUGAAGAAUCUCAAUAAUAAAAUAUAUUUUGAUUUGUUUAACACUUAUUUGGUUGCUGGAUCAUUCCAUAUGUGUUAUUUCAUAGUUUUGAGGUCUUCACUAUUAUUCUACAAUGUAGAAAAUAGUAAAAAUAAAGAAAAACCCUUGAAUGAGUAGGUGUAUCUAAACUUUGACUGGUACUGUAUAUAUAACAAAUAUAGUUACCAAAGAAAUUGGAUUUCUAGGAAAACUAGAUAGAUUUCACACAGAGUUGCUCCAAUUCUAACUAAACAGACAAUGCAAACACUGCAGUUGUACUAUCACAUCAUAUCAUGCAUGAGGCUUAUAGUCAGCUCGUCUCUGUGUACUGUACUGUAGCAGAUGCAUUUUCUAAAUGAAAGCUAGGAUAUAGGCCUAGCUAGUGUUGCUAAGCUAAGAAACCGGAUGAAUCUCUUUGGGGACCGUUUGUGCAAGUCAAGUGAUUGAUUGCCUGAGUUAAUUGAGGCCAAGACCUUCGGCCAAGAUGGCUUUUAAAGGCCAAUAUGUCUUAAAAUCUACUGCUUUCUCCUUCACCGCUAUUGGUACCAUGAUCUGACAAUGCAGUAGGCUACCUGUAUAUGUGUAAUGUAUGUAGUUGAUAUAUGCAUGAUAAGCACUCUCUUACCCCUUAAACAAUCUACCUCCCUCAUUCUGCACAUUGUACAUUGUUCAAGAAGGAAAUACCCCCAUGAAUAUUUUCUUGAGCUGAAUUAAAAUUGUCUUUCCUCUUAAUGAGAGGGUGUCAAACUAUGUCAUAAUGACAGUAUUUUCGUGUUCAUUUAAAAUCAUGUAAUGUUGGUCAGUACUUCAUGUCCUCUGCUUUGAUGUAUAAACUUGAUAUGGGCUUGAUUUAGGCCUACUGUUGUAAUACACUGUAAAUAAACUAAAAUGUUAUACGUG
Messenger RNA from Salvelinus fontinalis (brook trout), 4447 nucleotides. Its product is annotated as protein mono-ADP-ribosyltransferase PARP11-like. The record is from RefSeq and is a predicted model, not a curated record. Gene Ontology annotation, molecular function: NAD+ poly-ADP-ribosyltransferase activity. The coding region runs from base 513 to 1499 and encodes 328 amino acids. NCBI's taxonomy places the organism in Eukaryota, Metazoa, Chordata, Actinopteri, Salmoniformes, Salmonidae. The transcript has 9 exons.